GUUUCCUCUUACAAGACCUGAUCUUUGCAAGAAAUGGGAAGCUGCUGUUAAAAGGAAAAACUUCAAGCCAACCAAGUAUAGCAGCAUUUGUUCAGAACACUUUACUCCCGAUUGCUUUAAAAGGGAAUGCAACAACAAGCUUCUGAAAGAAAAUGCUGUGCCCACAAUAUUUUGUUAUACUGAACCCAGUGAAAAG
Balearica regulorum gibbericeps (East African grey crowned-crane) is the source of this 196-nucleotide messenger RNA. NCBI's taxonomy places the organism in Eukaryota, Metazoa, Chordata, Aves, Gruiformes, Gruidae. The record is from RefSeq and is a predicted model, not a curated record.